CUCUUAAGACGACGACGGCAUCAUCUUCUUCCUCAAUUUAUCGUUUCUUUCUCUGCUCUGCUCUGCUCAUCUAUCAACAGAAAUUAGAUCUUUUUCCAUGGAGGGUCUAAAGCUCACAAACGCGGAGUUGAUGGUUUACAUUCAUCCUUCCAAGAGUGGAAACAAGCUUAAAGCCAUCUGUCGCGAGCUCAGCUCUCUUCUCUUCCAGUAUGAUGAAACAUUUGAUGGGGUUCUAUUGGCUUUUGAUGUAACUGUCAAAAGCAAAGGAGCUAAGAUCCUUGCAGGGCUUAAUCCUUACUUUGGCGUCAAAGUAGAAGCAAGUCUUCUUCUGUUUAACCCCAAGCCUAAUAGCCUUGUUGAAGGGAAAAUUGUCAAGAUUUCUCCAGAGACAAUCCAUGUCAUUGUUCUUGGUUUUUCUGCUGCUGUCGUUACUGAUAUUGAUAUCCGUGAAGAAUUCAAGUACAGAAUGAGAAAUGGUGAAGAUUGCUUUGUGAGCAGCUCUCAUAAACGGCACGUACUGAAGGUUGGAACCAUGUUACGCCUUCAAGUCGAAAGUUUUGAUGAAGAGGUAAUGCAUAUAGCUGGAUCUCUACUUCCGGCUAACACAGGAUGCGUUAAGUGGCUGGAAAAGCAGUCUGAAGAAGCUUUGCAUAUGGAUAGGGAUGAUCAUAAACGAAGGAAAAUAGCCUGAGGAAGACUCCAACAUAAAGUUGAAUGACACAUUAUAUAUCACCCGAAGCUUAAAUUGAAGAAAAGACUUGAUUGAUUCAGUUAUCCACUCAAUGAUGUAUUUUCAAUUUGAUAUUUUUGUUUUUAAAUGGAAUCUAAAAUCUGGUAGUAUUGGAUGUUUGUAAUUCAUACUUCAUUUUUUGUUAGUGUUACUCAAUUGCAAA
Molecule: messenger RNA, 893 nt
Organism: Brassica oleracea var. oleracea
Lineage: Eukaryota; Viridiplantae; Streptophyta; Magnoliopsida; Brassicales; Brassicaceae
Exons: 6
Coding region: 98-691 (197 amino acids)
Biological process (GO): DNA-templated transcription initiation
Cellular component (GO): RNA polymerase I complex
Source: RefSeq, a predicted model, not a curated record